Nyctereutes procyonoides (raccoon dog) is the source of this 2524-nucleotide messenger RNA. RefSeq names its product NECAP endocytosis associated 1 (gene NECAP1). Bases 16 to 843 code for a protein of 275 amino acids. Gene Ontology annotation, biological process: endocytosis. Lineage: Eukaryota; Metazoa; Chordata; Mammalia; Carnivora; Canidae. The record is from RefSeq and is a predicted model, not a curated record. Gene Ontology annotation, cellular component: clathrin vesicle coat; membrane. The transcript is spliced from 8 exons.
GAGUGCAGAGCCAAAAUGGCGGCCGAGUUGGAGUACGAGUCUGUUCUGUGUGUGAAGCCCGACGUUAGCGUCUACCGGAUUCCUCCCCGGGCCUCUAACCGCGGUUACAGGGCAUCUGACUGGAAAUUAGAUCAGCCUGAUUGGACUGGUCGCCUCCGAAUCACUUCAAAAGGGAAGAUCGCGUAUAUCAAACUUGAGGAUAAAGUUUCAGGGGAACUCUUUGCCCAGGCACCAGUAGAACAAUAUCCUGGUAUUGCUGUGGAGACCGUGACAGAUUCCAGCCGCUACUUUGUAAUCCGGAUCCAGGAUGGUACUGGGCGUAGUGCUUUCAUUGGCAUUGGCUUCACAGAUCGGGGUGAUGCCUUUGACUUUAACGUUUCCUUGCAAGAUCACUUCAAGUGGGUAAAGCAGGAAUCUGAGAUUUCCAAAGAAUCUCAGGAAAUGGACAAUCGUCCCAAGUUGGAUCUGGGCUUCAAGGAAGGACAGACUAUCAAGUUGAGUAUUGGGAACAUUACAACCAAGAAGGGAGGUGUUUCUAAGCCCAAGACCACAGGGGCUGGGGGUUUAAGCUUGCUCCCACCCCCACCUGGAGGCAAAGUCACUAUUCCCCCACCAUCCUCCUCAGUUGCUAUCAGCAAUCAUGUCACUCCACCACCCAUUCCAAAAUCUAACCAUGGAGGUAGUGAUGCAGAUAUCCUCUUAGAUUUGGAUUCUCCUGCUCCUGUCCCUACAUCAGCACCAGCUCCAGUUUCUGCAAGCAAUGACUUGUGGGGAGACUUUAGCACUGCAUCCAGCUCUGUUCCAAACCAGGCACCACAGCCAUCCAACUGGGUCCAGUUCUGAAUAGCAUUGGCAGGACAUUAAGAACAGACUUGAAGAAAAAAAUGACCUUGAGGGCACCAAUCUGUGAGGGAAGUUAGGAACCCCUUCUCUCCCCAGAACCAAAAUUACUGGACAAUCUUUUUCAUAGCUUCUCCAUUGCAUUCAAAUUGGUUUAUGUCACUCCCCUAUGUUGUUACUUGCUGUACAGCCAAGAAAGUAUGUCCUUAUCUCCUGUUCACUAGUAAGGCAGGUCUUAUCAUACUUGUGGCUGACUAUGCAGGGCCCAGAAGGCCAUGUCUCUUUGAGGGGGGAAUGAACUCUACCAUCUGUAAAAUUUUUCUCCAUCAUUUCAAUUUUUUAACUUAAUUCUGAAUCAUCUCAUGACCCUGUGUGCCUCUUUGUGAAGCCCUAUUUAGCAAUUUCAGGGGAGACAGAAACCUUGAAAUUUCCUUUUCCAUUAACCUAAGACCCUAAAAAUGGACUGAGUGGCCUCAGUGUUUACAAAUUCAGAGUUUUGAUUGGGAUAGGUAUGAAGAGUUUCCUCUCUCUGGGGUCCUGGGUCUCUGUUAUAUAUCCUCCUUCAGGCUUAUCCUGCUCAGUGAAUAUCCAGUGCUGGGUGCAGCUCCAUCACCCUGUCAUGUGUUUACAUGUUUCUUCCUAUGCUAAGAGGGUUUUGUCGGUGGCACUUUCACUGUUCUUUUGUUUGUUGAAUGGUGCAACAUCUUUGACUACUGGGUCUCUUGGAUGAAGGAGAUUCAGGGGACCAUGUUUCCCAAGUUAGGUUGUAGAGAAGUGUUUACUUUCUUGCAGCUCCAUCUAGUUGCUGCAUUUGAAGUGUGGCAUUACUUUGUAUUUGCCCUAUUAUUUGACCUGAAGUUGAAGGGUUUAGAGUUUUUAACCUGAUAUGUAGAGCAGAGGGGUUGAAAGCACAUAACUCUCUUUCAGUACCCACGUUGCCUUGCUGCCUGGGUAUCUGGCCCCUUUCCAUAAACAUUUAUUUUUCAGUCCAUCUAGCUCUUCAAUAGUAGAAAGCUGCUGUUCCAUACAUCAUCGUUUAUGAAGGAAGUCGGAGAGUCCAUGAAGCUAGCUGUGAGAGGUUUGCCUGAGUGAUGGCUUUGAUACAUUGUCACCUAGGGCAUCUCAGAAGCAACUUACUCUCCCACCACUUUCCCUUCCCUCUACCCCACCAUUCCUUUUACGAUGCUGUGAAGAGAAUUCCCUUUCUUAGAUGAAUGGGCACUAUCUAUUUUGUUCGUUAAUGGGCAAUUUUGAGAAUGAACUGGGAGGAUAUCUUUUCUUCCUUUAGCACUUCUUUGGAUGUGUACACUCGGACUGAAGGGAGUCUUAUAUUUAGUUUCAAAAUGCAUUCUCUCUUCUGGAUUUCUUUCUUAACUUUUUAACUUUGGGUCCAUUUUUUUUUCAUUGCCUCCUGUUCCAGGCAGCUCUAUUCUUACAGAGCCAUGGCAGGACAUUUUAAAAUUCGAAUAGAAAACACUAAAUGGAAAGUUCUAUAGAAUCACUAGUGACUAACUACUGGGAACCUAUUUUCUCAAUCUUCCUCCAUGUUGUGUUCUUUGUAUUCUCAAGAUGAUAAUAUAUUAUGUAUUUGAAUUGCUGAAAUUAAAAAUGAAAUUUAAAAUAUAUGUAUAUAAAGCGUAUGCUGUAUUGGUGCAAUAAUGGUAAUUAAAAAUGUGGAAAAAGG